CAGAGGGGCAGUAGCGGAGGUGGUGGGGUAGGAGAUCUGUAUCUCUGGAUCAUCAUCUGCAACUGGAGACAUAUAUGUGGGUGCGUCCAGAGUUUUACUGUCCUCUUCCCUGCUUCCCGUUUCUUCGGAUCGCCCUCCCCUGGCUACCCAGAGAGUUCAGCUCCUUCUCAGAUCCCAGUCCACUCUUUGACCUGGCAGGAAUAACUUGUAGACAUUUUCUGGAGUCUUCCUGGAGCAUUUCUGGAGACACACUGAUUGGCAAGGCACUGAAAAAACGCAGAUCCAGAUCAGGUGAGACACGUGAGACUCCAUGUUCUCAUAAGCACCGGCACACUCGUCUCUCUAGAAUAUAGAGUGACUGAUCCAGACCUUUGUGCCUUCAGCAUUAAUCAUUUCCCAGUAGAUGAAUUGUGCCACACACACAAAGACUCUGAAGUUUGAAACUCUUUGUUUCACUACCUUCAGCAAAUACAUGGUGGAACAGAUGGUGGCCCUCAUAGGUGCUGUUCCCCUGUAUGGCACCUCACCUCAGAAACCUUCCAGGGAGUACCAUGAGAGGGCAAAGCUGCGCUGUGCUUGGGCGGUCACACCAGUGCCCUGCACAGAGCAGCCGAACCCUGCUGAACCCGUCGCAGGCUGCCCAAGGCGGGAGGGGCCAGUGGUGAAGAGGGAGGAGAAGCUGAACUCUCAGUUCCUGCCUCUGACAAUCUCGCUUUCGCUCAGGACUCAGUGUGGAAACAAAGAGACUACACCUUUCAGCCUCGGACCUUUUGAUGAACGCUGGAUCUCCCAGGGCUUCGUCGAGGUGGUGAUCGUGGUCGGCUUUCUCAUGUGCUCAGUCAUCAAUUCCAACUCCAUGGCUCUACAUCAAAAGACUCAGCAGAAGAAAUCAGAAGGCAAAAUGAAAUGAGGGGUGUGUGAAAGAGAGAGAGAGAGUGUGUGAAAGAGAUAGAGAGAGUGACUAGCAGAAUUUUUGGUGUUGGUUUGCCCCUUUAAUUGACUGAGAUAAGACUGCAUCUUGAUGCUCUGACGUUAGAGGGCUGUUCACAAUUAAAGACAGAUAUGUGUAGUUUUACGUAAUCAGGUCUGUCUAUAUUCUGAUGUCCUUUUGGACUUUUUACAACUUUCACACCAUUUUUUUGUGGCUUUUGGUUGUUGGUUUUUGCUUCCGUCCUGUUCACCUUGCUUCUGGAGAUUGUACUGGUACUGCAGCAUUUCUGAUGGGGAAGUCUAACAGAUCUUCCCUGGCACCUCGCUAUAAUGCGUUGUGAUAGCAAGUGCUCAUCAGUAUCUUUCUUAAAGCAGAUACAUGGGCCUGUUGAUCUUUAAGCAAGGCCUUAAUCUACUUUAUGUGGCUCAUAUUCCAUGUUGUCGAAUAUCAGUAUUUGAGCCUGCACUUAUGAAAGAUAUGAUGUAUAUAGGAGGUACUGAAGUGACUAGAUCCUAAUUUGGCCAAGUGCUUUGUGUUUUCUGUAAUAGGAAUGUAUUGUGAACUUUUAAGGCCUCCAAAUGUA
Electrophorus electricus (electric eel) is the source of this 1514-nucleotide messenger RNA. The record is from RefSeq and is a predicted model, not a curated record. NCBI's taxonomy places the organism in Eukaryota, Metazoa, Chordata, Actinopteri, Gymnotiformes, Gymnotidae.